AUGUCUCCCAAAUCCAAGGACUCCCUAGAGGUACAGCCUCGUUCCAAAUCCGGGCGCUCCCCUAGCCGCUCCCCUAAACCGAAGAAUCGCAAGAAGGCGCCGGCGGGCAGUUCGAACUAUGGAUCGGACGGCGUUUCGGAUAACAACAUCUUCAAUCUCCCCGGCUCGGAUUACAAGACCCUUGUUCUGGUCACCCUGAUCGCCGCGGCCGUUCGCCUGUUCCGGAUCUACCAGCCUUCCAGCGUCGUCUUCGAUGAAGUCCACUUCGGUGGUUUCGCGACGAAAUAUAUCAAAGGCCGCUUUUUCAUGGACGUCCACCCCCCUCUCGCCAAGCUUCUCAUUACACUCGCCGGCUGGCUGGCCGGAUUCGACGGCAACUUUGAUUUCAAAGACAUUGGCAAGGAUUAUCUCGAGCCUAAGGUUCCCUAUGUCGCGAUGCGCAUGCUUCCGGCUGUUCUGGGUAUCCUGACGGUUCCCCUGAUGUUCUUGACUCUCAAGGCGUCGGGAUGUCGCACUCUGGCUGCUGUCUUGGGAGCCGGCGUGGUGAUCUUUGAAAACGGACUCAUCACUCAAUCGCGCUUGAUCCUUCUGGAUUCGCCGCUAGUAUUCUUUACUGCGCUCACAGCCUUGGCAUUCACCAGUUUCACGAACCAACACGAGCUGGGACCUUCUCAUGCCUUCCGUGCGCCCUGGUGGUUCUGGUUGGCGGCGACUGGUCUCUCUCUUGGUGCCACCCUCAGCGUUAAAUGGGUUGGUCUGUUCACUGUUGCCUGGGUUGGCUCUCUGACCAUCCUCCAAUUGUGGGUGCUGCUUGGCGACAACAAGACCGUUACCUCGCGCCUGUGGUUCAAACACUUUUUCGCUCGAGUCUUUUGUCUUAUCAUCAUCCCGCUAGGAUUCUACUGUGGAAUGUUCGCUAUCCAUUUCCUCUGCUUGGUCAACCCCGGAGAAGGCGACGGAUUCAUGUCCUCCGAGUUCCAGGCGACAUUGAACUCGAAGUCGAUGCAAGAUGUGCCCGCCGACGUGGUAUUUGGCUCUCGCGUCAGCAUUCGUCACUUUAACACCCAGGGUGGCUACCUUCACUCCCACAACCACAUGUACCCCACCGGAAGUAAGCAACAGCAGAUUACUCUCUACCCUCACAAGGACGAGAACAACAUUUUUGUCCUCGAAAACCAGACUCAGCCUCUGGGCCCCCACGGCGAAGUCGAGGGACCUCUUGCCUGGGAUAACAUCACUGCGGAUUACAUCGAAGACGGCGCCGUCGUCCGGCUGAACCAUUUGAUCACGCACAGACGAGUUCACUCCCACGAUGAACGGCCUCCUGUGACCGAUGUUGAUUGGCAAUACGAGGUCUCUGCUUACGGCUACGAGGGUUUCCCUGGCGAUGCGAAUGAUUUCUUCCGAGUGGAGAUUGUCAAGUCCAUGUCCGACGGCGAAGAAUCGAAGAAGCGCCUGCGAACCAUCCAAUCCAAGUUCCGUUUGGUGCAUGUGAUGACUGGCUGCGUCUUGUUUUCUCACAAGGUGAAGCUUCCUGAAUGGGGAUUCGACCAACAGGAAGUUACAUGCGCCCGAGGCGGUACUCUGCCCAACAGUGUCUGGUACAUCGAAGCCAAUGCGCAUCCCAUGUUGCCUGAGGAUUCGGAGAAGGUCAACUACCGUCACCCGGGAUUCCUGGGUAAAUUCUGGGAACUUCAGAAGGUCAUGUGGAAGACCAACGCCGGUUUGACCGAGUCCCAUGCCUGGGAUUCGCGCCCCCCUUCGUGGCCCACUCUACUUCGCGGUAUCAACUUCUGGGGUAAAGACCACCGCCAGGUCUACCUGCUUGGAAACCCGGUCAUUUGGUGGUCCUCGACGGUGGCGAUUGGUGUCUACCUCCUGUUCAAGGGUGUGUCUAUUCUCCGCUGGCAGCGCAGCUGCGGUGACUAUCGCAAUGUCAACUUCAAGAGAUUCGACUACGAAAUUGGCAGCAGCGUGCUCGGGUGGGCUUUCCACUACUUCCCCUUCUACCUCAUGGCUCGCCAACUGUUCCUGCAUCACUACUUCCCGGCUCUUUACUUUGCCCUUAUUGCUCUUUGCCAGGAGUUUGACUUCCUCACUGGCCGUAUCCAGAGUCUUGGCCUCCCGUCUCGACCGGUUAUCGGCAAAGGCUUGGCUGGAAUUUUCCUCGCUGCAAGCAUCUUCGCUUUCACUCUCUACUCGCCUCUCGUCUAUGGCAACCCCUGGACGCAAGAUGCCUGCCGUAAGGUUAAGCUCUUAGAUUCCUGGGAUUUCGAUUGUAACACUUUCCACACCGACCUUGGCCAAUAUGUGACCGAAUUCCUGCACCGUGGCUCUGCCGUUCCCACCACGGAAGCCGUUCUGCCGCAUGAGCAACUUCAAAUUCCCGUGGCGCAGCCACCCCAGGAGAAGCAGGAGGUUCAGCAAGGCGAGGCCGAGGCCCAUGGUCAAGAAGCUCAAGAGGCAAAUGUGACCGCGGAGCCUGAGAAGCCUCGUUCGAAGGCCCGCGUGGAGUACCGCGACCAAGACGGAAACGUGUUGGACGAACACAUGGUCGCUUCGCUGGCAAAGGAGGGCAAGGUUUCAUUUGAGACCCGCCAUGAAACCCGGACUCGGUUGGCUAACGGCCACGAGGUGGAUAUGGUCGACGGUCAAGUUGCUCCGCCUCACCCGGACGUGGAGGGUCAAAAUCCCGAAACUCAGGGCAAGCAGGAAGCGCAAGCUGAAGAGAGUCCUGCUUCGGCCGCUGGAGAGGGCAGCUCGGUUGAGGAGCAAAACUCCCCCGAGCCGAAGCCCGCCAGCGAGGGUCAAGAGGCUACCCAACUCUAA
Molecule: messenger RNA, 2829 nt
Organism: Aspergillus melleus
Lineage: Eukaryota; Fungi; Ascomycota; Eurotiomycetes; Eurotiales; Aspergillaceae
Gene: pmt1
Product: protein mannosyltransferase 1
Exons: 5
Coding region: 1-2829 (942 amino acids)
Biological process (GO): protein O-linked glycosylation via mannose
Cellular component (GO): endoplasmic reticulum; membrane
Molecular function (GO): dolichyl-phosphate-mannose-protein mannosyltransferase activity
Source: RefSeq, a predicted model, not a curated record